Molecule: messenger RNA, 2567 nt
Organism: Callorhinus ursinus (northern fur seal)
Lineage: Eukaryota; Metazoa; Chordata; Mammalia; Carnivora; Otariidae
Gene: KLHL4
Product: kelch like family member 4
Molecular function (GO): protein binding
Source: RefSeq, a predicted model, not a curated record
CCAUUUCCUUUCUGUGAGAGAAGGCUUUUGUCUUUCCUCCUGCAACAAUGUCAGUGUCUGGCAAGGAAGAGUUUCAUGUGAAACAGAUCCUAAGGCUACAUUGGAGGUGGUUUAGUCAUCCCUCUCAAGGGUCGCCCAACACUGGAAACUGCUUUCAGCAGGAAGGAUAUGAGCAUAGAGGGACCCCGGUUCAGGGCAGGUUGAACAACCAUGCUCAGGACAGAAACAGACUGAAAAAAAGGAACAAUCCUUUCCACCCCAACAUACUAACACCAGUGCCAGGACUGGCCCCUGACCAUCAAAGAGCCUUUCAGAAUUGGCACUCACAAAACUCGAUAGAACAUCUUCGAGCAAAUGAAGAUACUCCUAAAGCAGUUUCAGAAGAGAGUUUGUUUAAAGAAGCCUGUGAGAAACACUUACAAGAUUUGGAGAUGAUUGCUGAUGAUAACACAGAAGAUUCUACAGUGAGAUUGGAUACACAAAAUCCUGAAGAAAUGAGUGUCAACAGAUCUGAGGAGCAGUUCCAUGCUAUAAACCAUGCAGAGCAAACUCUCCACAAAAUGGAGAACUACCUGAAAGAGAAACAACUGUGUGAUGUACUACUUAUUGCUGGACACCUCCGAAUCCCAGCCCAUCGGUUGGUUCUCAGCGCAGUGUCUGAUUAUUUUGCUGCAAUGUUUACUAAUGAUGUGCUUGAAGCCAAACAAGAAGAGGUCAAGAUGGAAGGAGUUGAUCCUAAUGCACUUAAUUCCUUGGUGCAGUAUGCUUACACAGGUGUUCUGCAGUUAAAAGAAGAUACUAUUGAAAAUUUGUUGGCUGCAGCUUGUCUCUUGCAGCUGACUCAAGUCGUUGAAGUCUGCUCCAAUUAUCUCAUAAAGCAGCUCCAUCCUUCAAACUGCUUAGGAAUUCGAUCAUUUGGAGAUGCUCAGGGCUGUACAGAGCUCCUAAGUGUGGCACAUAAGUACACAAUGGAACACUUCAUUGAGGUAAUAAAGAACCAAGAAUUCCUCUUGCUUCCAGCUAAUGAAAUUUCAAAACUUCUGUGCAGUGAUGACAUUAAUGUGCCUGAUGAAGAAACAAUUUUCCACGCUUUAAUGCAGUGGGUGGGGCAUGAUGUGCAGGCUAGGCAACGAGACCUAGCAAUGUUGCUUUCUUAUAUCAGACUGCCAUUACUUCCACCACAGUUACUGGUGGAUCUUGAAAACAGCUCUAUGUUUGCUGGUGAUCUUGAGUGUCAGAAGCUCCUAAUGGAAGCUAUGAAAUACCAUCUGUUACCUGAGAGAAGACCUAUGAUGCAAAGCCCUCGGACAAAGCCUAGAAAAUCAACUGUGGGGGCACUUUAUGCUGUGGGAGGCAUGGAUGCUAUGAAAGGUACCACUACAAUCGAAAAAUAUGAUCUCAGAACCAACAGCUGGCUACAUAUUGGCACCAUGAGUGGCCGUAGGCUUCAGUUUGGAGUUGCAGUUAUUGAUAAUAAGCUCUAUGUCGUGGGAGGAAGAGAUGGUUUAAAAACUUUGAAUACUGUGGAAUGUUUUAAUCCAGUUGGCAAAAUCUGGACUGUGAUGCCUCCCAUGUCAACACACAGGCAUGGCUUAGGUGUAACAACACUUGAAGGACCAAUGUAUGCUGUUGGUGGUCAUGAUGGAUGGAGUUAUCUAAAUACCGUAGAAAGAUGGGACCCUGAAGGACGUCAAUGGAAUUAUGUGGCCAGUAUGUCAACUCCUAGAAGCACAGUUGGUGUUGUUGCAUUAAAUAAUAAACUAUAUGCUAUUGGUGGUCGUGAUGGAAGUUCCUGCCUCAAAUCAAUGGAAUACUUUGACCCACACACUAACAAGUGGAGUCUGUGUGCUUCAAUGUCCAAAAGACGUGGAGGUGUGGGAGUUGCAGCAUACAAUGGAUUCUUAUAUGUUGCUGGGGGUCAUGAUGCCCCUGCUUCUAGCCAUUGCUCCAGGCUUUCUGGCUGUGUGGAACGGUAUGAUCCAAAAAAUGAUUCAUGGUCAACUGUAGCACCUCUGAGUGUUCCUCGAGAUGCUGUUGCUGUAUGUCCCCUUGGAGACAAACUCUAUGUGGUUGGAGGAUAUGAUGGACAUACUUAUUUGAACACUGUUGAGUCAUAUGAUGCACAGAAAGAUGAAUGGAAAGAGGAAGUUCCUGUCAACAUUGGAAGAGCUGGUGCAUGUGUUGUGGUGGUGAAGCUGCCAUAAAGCUAUCUUUAUCAAUAGGAGUGAAACUGGUCAUUUCACAAAAUGGAUUCGGAAGAAGAGAAGAAACGUGUUAUUUCCUUCAAUUAGUAAUCAAACAUGAACAUUAUUGUGUCAUUUUAAUAUGUAGUUAUAAUUUCAUUUGUGAAGUUAAAGCAAGUUUUCAAACAUGAAUUACAUAUAGGUGUUAAAUGUAUGUGUUGUUGCAGCUGAUAAUAUAAGUGGAAAUCCAAUAGUCUAGGUUUAGCCUCAUUACUAAAAUUUUUAAGGGAAAUCAAUAGUGACCAAGGUAUGAAAGGUUGUAAAAGCAUUGGUAAUUUUUAAGUUAAGAAUAGGAGAAGAACAUUUUCUAUUUCAAAACACAAA